GUCGAGAAAAUAAAUAAUUACAAGUUAGUUUCAUUGUUUAGCCUGUAAAGCCUGAAGUAAAACUUUGAUUUAAAGAUGGCGGAUGUCGGAGACGUUAACAUGAUGUUACUGGGUCAGUCAAUUCCUGCUACGAAGGUGGAGCUUACUGUUUCAUGCAGAAAAUUGCUGGACAUGGAUACAUUUUCGAAAUCAGAUCCGUUAUGUGUGAUGUACAUUCAAACUACGGGAAGCGAAACUUACAAAGAGUAUGGGAGGUCGGAGGUCAUCAUGAACACGCUCAACCCAGACUUUGUCAAGAAGUUUGUCAUUGAUUACUUCUUUGAGGAAGUACAGAAAUUAAAAUUUGAAUUAUACGACGUAGAUUCCAAAAGCCAAAAUUUAAAGAAACAUGAUUUCUUGGGUAAGUUAUUCUGUACUCUGGGAGAGAUCAUGGGCUCAUCUGGAUGCAAACUCAAGAAACCACUGAGUGGGCCAGCCAAGAACAGUGGGUCUAUCAUCAUCAAGGGAGAGGAGAUGAGCGAUUGUAGGGAUUUGAUGACCAUGCAGUUCAAAGGAGAGCACUUGGAUAAGAAGGAUUUCCUGGGCAAGUCGGAUCCUUUCCUGGUCUUCCACAGAUGCAACGAAGAUGGAACUUUCACCAUCUGCCACAAGACUGAGGUCAUUAAGAACACGCUCAACCCCAACUGGAAGCCGUUUAACAUCAUGUUGAGGGCGCUCUGUAACGCCGAUCACGACAGAACCAUCAAGGUGGAGUGCUUCGACUGGAAUCGCGACGGCAGUCAUGACCUAAUUGGAGUAUUUGAAACCAACACGAGAGAGCUGUCUAGAGGGCCUUGUCUCACCAACAAUUAUCAGUUGAUCCAUCCCAAGAAGCAAGCCAAGAAGAAAGGUUAUCGCAACUCUGGUCUGAUCACUCUCUUGAGCUGUAAGACUGAACCACAGUACACUUUCUUGGAUUACAUCCGGGGAGGUUGCCAGCUGAGUUUUACCGUCGCGAUCGACUUCACCGCUUCAAACGGUGACCCCAGGCAACCCACAUCCUUACACUACAUGAACCCGUACACACCCAACGCAUACUUGAGGGCGCUGUGGGCAGUCGGUGAGGUCAUUCAGGAUUACGAUCACGACAAACUCUUCCCCGCCCUUGGAUUCGGUGCCAGGGUCCCGCCCACCAUGCAGACCAGCCACGAGUUCUUCUUGAAUGGAAGUCCAACGGAUCCAUUUUGUGUCGGGGUUGAGGGUGUAGUAGCAGCCUACCAGAAGGCUUUAUCAACGGUGCAACUCUACGGACCUACGCUGUUUGCUCCAAUCAUCAACCACGUCGCAAGAUUUGCGGCAGCGAAACGAGAUGGAUCUGAGUACUUCAUACUUCUCAUUAUCACUGACGGUUGCAUCUGCGAUAUGGAUCACACUAAAGAAGCCAUUGUCAAUGCUGCAAAACUACCCAUGUCCAUCAUUAUUGUCGGUGUCGGGAAAGAAGAUUUCACCAAAAUGGAAGAGUUGGAUGGUGAUGACGUUAGAGUGUCUUCCAAAGGACAGUUUGCUGAACGGGACAUCGUACAGUUUGUCCCGUUCAGAGAUUUUGAGGGUGGAGACAAUGUGGUUGUGAGCCAGGCUCGCCUCGCCAAGGAAGUUCUCGCCGAGAUUCCUGAACAAAUCACGUCCCAUAUGAAGAUGCGUAAUAUUAAGCCCCGCCCACCCCCCUCGCCGAGUCUUACAAGUCGCCAGAGCUUCAGUACAGGCGUCCUCCGCUGAAAACUGCCCCCCUCCCCC
Messenger RNA from Patiria miniata (bat star), 1773 nucleotides. RefSeq names its product copine-8-like. NCBI's taxonomy places the organism in Eukaryota, Metazoa, Echinodermata, Asteroidea, Valvatida, Asterinidae. Gene Ontology annotation, molecular function: calcium-dependent phospholipid binding. The record is from RefSeq and is a predicted model, not a curated record. The transcript has 18 exons. The coding region runs from base 76 to 1755 and encodes 559 amino acids. Gene Ontology annotation, cellular component: plasma membrane. Gene Ontology annotation, biological process: cellular response to calcium ion.